AUGGCCUCUCUCCCUGCAGCCUCGAACUGGACCGCCGGCGCGGGAGGAGCGGGCGCUGACGCCGGGCACCUGAGUGAGGCGCUCACGGCUGGGGCAACAGCGGGGGCGGCUGAGGCUGACUGGCUGCAACUGCUGGCCCAAGCCGGCAAUCUCUCCGCCUCGUCCUCCACGAUGGGACUGCCCACGACCUCCCCCGCGCCUUCGCAGCCCCGGGCCAACCUCACCAACCAGUUCGUGCAGCCGUCCUGGCGCAUCGCGCUCUGGUCCCUCGCAUACGGCGUGGUGGUGGCUGUGGCUGUCUUCGGGAACCUCGUGGUCAUCUGGAUCAUCCUGGCCCACAAGCGCAUGAGGACCGUCACCAACUACUUCCUCGUGAACCUGGCUUUCUCCGACGCCUCCAUGGCCGCUUUCAACACCUUGGUCAACUUCAUCUAUGCUCUUCACAGCGAGUGGUACUUCGGCGCCAACUACUGUCGCUUCCAGAAUUUCUUCCCUAUCACAGCGGUGUUCGCCAGCAUCUACUCUAUGACGGCCAUUGCGGUGGACAGGUAUAUGGCCAUUAUUGAUCCCUUGAAACCCAGACUGUCUGCCACAGCAACCAAGAUUGUCAUUGGCAGUAUUUGGAUUCUAGCAUUUCUUCUUGCAUUCCCUCAGUGUCUGUACUCCAAAAUCAAAGUCAUGCCAGGGCGUACUCUCUGCUAUGUGCAAUGGCCAGAAGGUCCCAAACAACAUUUCACUUACCAUAUCAUUGUCAUCAUACUGGUGUACUGCUUCCCACUGCUCGUCAUGGGCAUCACAUACACCAUCGUUGGGAUCACUCUCUGGGGAGGAGAGAUCCCAGGAGAUACCUGUGACAAGUAUCAUGAGCAGCUAAAGGCUAAAAGAAAGGUUGUAAAAAUGAUGAUUAUUGUCGUGGUGACAUUUGCCAUCUGCUGGCUGCCCUAUCACAUUUACUUCAUCCUCACUGCAAUCUAUCAACAGCUAAACAGGUGGAAGUACAUCCAGCAGGUCUACCUGGCCAGCUUUUGGCUGGCAAUGAGUUCGACCAUGUACAAUCCCAUCAUCUACUGCUGUCUGAAUAAGAGAUUUCGAGCUGGCUUCAAGAGAGCAUUUCGCUGGUGUCCUUUUAUCAAAGUUUCUAGCUAUGACGAGCUGGAGCUGAAGACCACCCGGUUUCACCCAACGCGGCAAAGCAGCCUGUACACUGUGACCAGAAUGGAGUCCAUGACAGUGGUGUUCGACCCCACUGACUCGGACAGCGCCCAGCCCGGUGGGAAGAAGAGAGCGAAGUCAAGAGACGCGAGCUUCCACAGCUGCUCCGGCAGGAAUUCCAAGUCUGCCUCCACCACUUCAAGUUUCAUCAGCUCCCCCUACACCUCCGUGGACGAGUAUUCCUAAAUCCGUUUCUGGAGGUGGGAGUGUAGAGGGAGGCCACCGUGGAGCCCGCCUGGGCCCUCCUUCUCCUCACCACGCGUCGGUCCUGUCCUGCACACUCUCCGGAAAGAGGAGGGCAAUUUUUAGGCAGCUUUGCUGCGCUCGAGAAAGGUAGCACAUAAACAUAACAAAGACACUCUUAGGAUAUUUGCCUCCCUCAAAAAUAAAAUGGGCUUUAAACUUAUCCCUUGAAAAUUCUAGAUUAUCAUACAUAACAAACUU
Molecule: messenger RNA, 1656 nt
Organism: Phyllostomus hastatus (greater spear-nosed bat)
Lineage: Eukaryota; Metazoa; Chordata; Mammalia; Chiroptera; Phyllostomidae
Gene: TACR3
Product: tachykinin receptor 3
Exons: 5
Coding region: 1-1398 (465 amino acids)
Biological process (GO): G protein-coupled receptor signaling pathway; positive regulation of flagellated sperm motility
Cellular component (GO): plasma membrane; sperm midpiece
Molecular function (GO): tachykinin receptor activity
Source: RefSeq, a predicted model, not a curated record